Molecule: messenger RNA, 4649 nt
Organism: Benincasa hispida (wax gourd)
Lineage: Eukaryota; Viridiplantae; Streptophyta; Magnoliopsida; Cucurbitales; Cucurbitaceae
Source: RefSeq, a predicted model, not a curated record
AGUUCCUUUCUCCUCUCUCCACCCAGCCUCAUUUUUCUUCUUCUUCUUCUUCUCCUCCUCCUCUCUAUUUCUCUCUCUAGCGAGCAAUAUAAACGUAGCAGCCGAAUCUCAUCGUCAUCAACCAGAAACCCCUACAUCCAUUUUCCCUCGUUUUGAAUCUUCUAUUUGAUGACCCUUCAAUUCCGUUUAUAUUAUGCUAUUUCAAUCUAGUCCAAUCGCAUCCAAUCCAAUUCGAUAUAAUCCAUCGCCUCGUAGUCUCGAUCAGAUUUGCUUCUGGACGGAGUUAUUUCGAUCCGCCGACGAUCUGAUAUUUUGUUCCAAUUACCUAUUGCGAUUGUAAUUCUUAGCUACUGUCCAUUUUGGGCUUUUUUUUUUUGGCUGUCGAUCAGAUUGGGUAGAUUUCGGGUUGUGAGGUAAUGAAAGGAUUGAGAAAUGCAACUAUGAGAACUUGAAAGAUGCCUGGGUUAACACAAAAAAAUGACCAUUUAAAUGGUGGGUCAUCGGCUAUAUACUCGCUCUCGGCCAAUGGAUUUUGGUCCCAGCAUCGCGACGAUGUUAGCUACAAUCAGCUCCAGAAGUUUUGGAGUGACCUGCUUCCCCAAGCUAGACAAAAACUCCUGAGAAUUGACAAGCAAACUCUCUUUGAGCAAGCUCGUAAGAAUAUGUACUGCUCUAGAUGUAAUGGUUUGCUGCUUGAAGGAUUUUUGCAGAUUGUCAUAUAUGGGAAGUCUUUACAACAAGGAAAAACAUGUGUGAAUCAUUCCUGCAACAGAUUAGGGGUUUCAAAGAAUCAAGCAUGUGAUGGAUCAUUAUCUGUUAAUGGGUUUCAAGAUGAAAUUCAAGAUCCGUCCGUCCAUCCUUGGGGUGGUUUGACCACAACACGUGACGGGGUGCUGACACUUUUGGAUUGCUAUUUGUGUUCGCAUUCUUUCCUGGGUCUCCAAAAUGUCUUUGAUAGCGCGCGUGCUAGGGAGCGAGAACGAGAGUUGCUUUAUCCAGAUGCCUGUGGUGGGGGAGGUCGAGGUUGGAUAAGUCAGGGAACAACAAGUUAUGGUAGGGGACAUGGAACUAGGGAAACAUGUGCCUUGCACACUGCCAGGCUUUCUUGUGAUACAUUGGUUGAUUUCUGGUCAGCAUUAGGAGAAGAGACUCGACAAUCUCUUCUAAGGAUGAAAGAAGAAGAUUUUAUUGAGAGGCUAAUGUACAGGUUUGACAGCAAGAGGUUCUGUAGAGAUUGCAGAAGAAAUGUUAUCCGUGAGUUCAAAGAACUAAAGGAGCUGAAGCGCAUAAGGAGAGAGCCUUGCUGCACUAGUUGGUUUUGCGUUGCAGAUAUGGCCUUUAAUUAUGAGGUAUCGGAUGACACAAUCCAGGCUGAUUGGCGUCAAACUUUUGCCGACUCUGUGGAGACAUAUCAUUAUUUUGAGUGGGCAGUUGGAACAGGAGAAGGAAAAUCUGACAUUCUAGAAUUUGAAAAUGUUGGCAUGAAUGGGAGUGUCAAAAUAAAUGGCCUAGAUCUUGGUGGUUUGAGUUCAUGUUUUAUCACCCUCAGAGCUUGGAAAUUGGAUGGACGCUGCACUGAGCUCUCAGUGAAAGCGCAUGCAUUGAAAGGUCAACAAUGUGUUCAUCGCAGGCUUACAGUUGGUGAUGGAUUUGUUACAAUCACGAGAGGGGAAAAUAUUAGGAGGUUUUUUGAGCAUGCUGAAGAGGCUGAGGAGGAGGAGGAGGACGAUUCGAUUGAUAAAGAUGCAAAUGAUUUGGAUGGAGAUUGUUCUCGUCCUCAAAAGCAUGCAAAGAGUCCUGAACUGGCUCGCGAGUUUCUUCUGGAUGCUGCAACUGUCAUCUUUAAAGAACAGGUUGAAAAAGCCUUCAGAGAAGGAACGGCACGCCAAAAUGCACAUAGCAUCUUUGUGUGUCUUUCUCUAAAAUUACUGGAAGAACGAGUUCACAUAGCAUGCAAAGAAAUCAUUACUCUGGAAAAGCAGAUGAAACUUCUUGAAGAAGAAGAGAAGGAAAAGCGUGAAGAACAAGAACGCAAAGAGCGGAAAAGGACAAAAGAAAGAGAGAAGAAGCUCCGGAGAAAAGAAAGAUUAAAAGGAAAGGAUAAAGAUAAGUUAAGUUCUGAAUCAGCUGAAGCAUGUGCUCCUUCUGAUGUCUUGGAGGAUUUGUCCCCAUGCGUUUUGGAGCCAGAGUCCAAUACAGUUAGUGAAGUAUGUGACGCCAGCGUGCCUGAAUCUUCUGAUAUUCUGGAUGAAAUGUUUUUAAAUGAAUCCAUCAUUUCAGAAGGGCAAAAUUCGUAUGAUGAUAGCUUUGAUGGGAAACUUACCGAGGGAAAUGAUGGAAAUGAGUCUUUCACUAGUGAUCAAUUUAAAGUUUCUCGCUGGAGAUUAAAAUUUCCAAAGGAAGUUCAAGAUCAUCCUUUCAAGUGGUCUGAGAGGCGCCGAUUUAUGGUUGUUUCAGAAAAUGGGGUGAUUAACAAAUCUGAGCAAAGAUGUUAUGUGGAUAGUUUGGAAAAUCCUUCCAGGAGUAUAAAUGGAUCAAACAGGAAAUUAAGAACAAAUUCAUUAAAGGCCUAUGGUCGACAUGUCUCUAAGUUUAAUGAAAAGUUGCACUCUUCCAACAAUCGGGUAUCUUAUGAUUACCGUUCCUGCAUCUGUAACCAAACUAAUGAAUUUAACAACAAAAAGGCAGAGCCGUUUGUUUCUUCUGUUAGAGUUAACCGAGAUGUCAAAUCUUUGAGCAAGUCGGAAUCUUCAUUUGAUAUGUCCAAGCAAAGUUAUCGUUCUAACAAGUACAGUUAUGGAGAUCAUUCUCGUGAUAACGGAAGACUGAGAAACAAAGCUGCCAUAUUAAACAAUUCUCCUUGUAAAGAUUUUGUUUAUUCAAAGAAAGUUUGGGAGCCCAUGGAAUCACAGAAGAAAUAUCCUAGAAGUAACUCAGACUCAAAUGUUGCAUCGAAGUCUUCAACUUUCAAGUGUGGUGCGGAACCUGAUUAUGACGUUAUGAAGUCGAGGCAUGAACUUUCCAGCGGCGAAGUUAGUGUAACUUCUGGUACAGUUGAUCAAGAGGAGAUUAAUUCCACUGAAUCAACUUCUGGUAUUGAAUCAGAUGAAGUCUUCCAAAAUGGACUUUCUAACGAAUCGAAGGAUCAUAAAAACAUAGAAGACGACGCAUGUGAAGAGGAGGUAACACAGUGUUCUGCAAAUUCAACCAUGGACAUGACAUUGGCAUCCAGUGGGACCUGUAACCAAGUAGGAACUAGCUCUUUAAAUUCUGAUAACUGCUCAUCAUGCCCGAGUGAAGGAGACUGUAAUACUAUCUGCUCGAACCAUGGAAAUGUAGAAUCCUCCUCCACAUCAGACUCAGAAUAUGCUAGCCAUCAAUCAGAAGGAAAAGAAUCUUCAGCAUCCAUUCAGAAUGGCUUCUCUGAGAAUCAUGAGAUAAGGAUAGAUAAAGUAAUUGGAGGUGAUGCCAUGGGGAGCAAGAACCAUUCUGGUCUUUCUCAAGAUAACGAGGGUUGUAAAGUUCAAGGGAAUGCACCCAAAAAUGUUCCUCAGAACUUCGAAGCAGGAUUCUCGGCUGUUAGUCUGGAUUCCCCAUGUCAAAUGACUCUUCCUUCGAUUCAGAACCAAAAUAUUCACUUUCCAGUGUUUCAGGUUCCUCCAUCAAUGAGUUAUUACCAUCAAAACUCAGUUUCAUGGCCAGCAACUGCCCAUGCCCAUGCAAAUGGAAUAAUGCCUUUCUCCUAUUCAAAUCACUGUCUAUAUGCCAAUCCUCUUGGGUAUGGUUUGAACGGUAACCCACGCUUCUGCAUGCAAUAUGGGCAUUUGCAUCAGCUUUCUAAUCCUGUCUUCAAUCCUACCCCGGUUCCUAUUUAUCACCCGGCUUCGAAAGCCAGCAAUGGUACGUAUGCCGAAGAUAGAAAUCAGGUCACCAAAUCAGGUGCAAUGGCAGAAAGCUCUGUAGCGAAUUCAGAUGUUACUGGUACCGCUGGACAUCCAUAUGCACUCAGUUCACCACCAGGCAGUAAGCAAAAUGAUACUUCUUCCAAGUUGCAAAAGGAUAGCUCAAGCUUUUCAUUGUUUCAUUUUGGAGGGCCUGUUGCAUUUUCAACAGGAGGUAAAUUAAAUCUCACGCCUUCUAAAGAAGACGAUGUUGGGGAUUUUUCAAGAAAUAAUGAGGUGGAAGUUGUUGACAAUGGUCAUGCUUUCAAUAAGAAGGAAACUGCCAUUGAAGAAUACAACUUGUUUGCAGCAAGCAAUGGCAUGAGGUUCUCAUUCUUCUGAAUGAGAACAAGAAGAUAUGAGGGGGCUGUUUUCGAUUUACUAGCCCCUAUCUUCACAUAUAUUUUUUUUUAAAUGAAAUUUUACAGUACUUGCUACAUAAUAAGUUUUCUUGAAAUCUCAAUUUUACUUAUAAGUUUUUCGGUAGUUGAUUGCUUCUCAAAAUUUGUCUCAUUAUUUUUCCAGAUGUAGAGAACACAAAAACAAAAGGAAAGAAAAAAAGGAAAAAAAAAAAAAAAAAGAGGAAAGAAAAAGAAGGAAAAGAAAGAGUGCUAUGUGUUUGAAGGUUUCCGAAACGAGUUCUGAGUUUUUUCUAUCGACAAAAAAUAUGUUGAUAUGAAAAUUUUGCUGCCUAUUAUUUGCUUGAAA